AGUAUUGAGCAACAAAAUACCAAGACCAAGAACACACUUAUCAAGAAUAUGAAGUAUUUGGGUUUGAAAACCUUAAAGAAACUGUGAACAUCUAUACCUUAUUCUGGGAAUUUUCACUGCUCUUUAUCCAUUUAAUUAAAACAUAAGUCAAGGAGUUACACAAGACCAUGGGAAAUCAACAAAGCUAAUAGGUACAGGUACCGUACUCUAGAAUAUAUGAUAAUACUAUAUACAGCAUGUUGGAAUUGGGUACAGGUAACCCUCAACUUACAACACAAUUGAGGUCAAAAUUUCUGUUGCUAAGUGAGAGAGUUGUUAGUUUUGCCCAUUUUACAUCUUUCUUGCCAUAGUUGUUAAGUGAAUCACUGCAGUUGUUAGCAAUAUAGCUGUAAAGUAAAUUUGGCUUCCUCAUUGACUUGUCAGAAGGUCGCAAAAGGGGUCACAUGAACACUAAAACCACCAUAAAUGUGAACCAGUUGGCAAGCAUCUGAAUUUUGAUCACAUGAUCAUGGGGAUGCUGCAACAGUUAUGUUAAAAAGUCACAAGUCACUUCUUUCAGUGCCGCUGUAACUUUGAACAGUCACUAAAUGACCUGUUGUAAGUUGAGGACUACCUGUACAGUUCUUGGCUCACACAUAGUUAAGAAUCACACUUUAAAAAAUAAAAUAGUACGGUCACCCUGAAGGCAAUCCUAAAGCAAUGUAAACUUGGAAACACUGAAAUCAAUGUGACUUACUUCUUAAUAAACAUGUUUGAUGCUUGAAUGCAGAUGGCCAGGCAGGGGGUGCCAGCAUUAUUUUCUUAUUAUAUCAAUCAGCAUGGGACCUUAAUAUUCUGUAGGGCAAAUGGUUUCUAGCUACAAUACCUUUCCCAGCAUUACACUAAAGAAAUGGGAAGUCAGGAGGUAGCAAUUUGGCUAGCCAUCAAAAGCCCCAUCCCCAUAAUCAGGUUAUAAAUGUACCACAGGGUUCUCUUUCUUCUUAGAUUAAGUGGGCCUGCUGCAUUUUUCGAUCUACAUACUUGCAAUUCAACCUUCAAGAAAAAAAAAUCAAUCUCCCUGGAGUCUAAAGUGUUGGUGAUGGUGUUGGACUUCCAGAGGAAGAGAGGAACCUGCUCCACUUUACAUUGAGGGGGGCUGUGUUUCAUCCUUUAAAUUCCUGGGAGUCCAUCUCAGUGAAGACCUCACCUGAAAGACCUCACCUGGAAAAACAACACAAUCCAGGUGGCCAGGAAGGCCCAACAGAGACUCCUUUUCCUUAGGGUCUUGCGUAAACACAGGGUGGAACAAUUGAUGACCUCCUUUUACCGGUCCACAAUAGAAAGCAUCCUCACUUUUUGCAUCACAGCAUGGCAUAGAAAAACAUUACAGAGGUGAGCACAGCACAAAAAAUUGUGGGCUGUCCCCUGAUACCACUAGAUGAGAUCGUUAGGGCUCGUUGCCUUAGAAGAGUAAGGAAAAUUCUCAGGGAUGACUCUCACCCUGGUCAUCACUUCUUUACCCUCCAACCAUCAGGAAGGAGAUAUAGAAGUAUAGCCAGCCAUACAAAAAGGCUGAAGAACAGUUUUUAUCUGUGGGCUGUCAAGACUCCUGAAUGAGAAAUAACAUCAUAACUAUGUAUUAUGAUGAACUGCAGGGCCGGCGCAAUGUGUAACAUGUUCACAUUGGUGAAAUAGGACUGGGGGUUUUGUUAAUAGGAUUUAUUGGGUUAGGGAUUUUCUGUCUUCCCUGUGAGCUGUAUUGUGUUGGAGGGGGUGCACUAAGAGAGCUCAACCAAUCUCAUUACACGUACGUUGUGCACCGACAAUAAAAGAUUUGAACUGAAUUGAAUUGAUAGACUUUUUUUUUAAUAAAAAAACAACAACUCUCCUUCAACCCAGCUGCCCCACUUUUUUCCGGCCAGUUGUUCAGUUUAGCGUCUAUGUUCUUUAUUUCCUUUCAGUGAACUUCCUUUAACUUUGGAUGAGCUAAAAUUCUUCGACUUCCGUUCAGUCCUUCAAAAAGGAGAGUUAAGUGGGAGAGGAUCCAGGGAAAACCAACAACAACCACCACCACCACCGCGUAUAAAACCCAGUGGCAAAAACGGUUUGACCUCCAGGUGCCUUCAGAGAGUAGACACUAAGAGCGGGAGGUGACACUGAGAAUCAAAGCGGAAAGAGCCAUAUCUCUCCAGUGCGGGAUAAGCAUAGUCGGGGGUGGGGGGGGGGGGGAGAGAGAAAAACGAGGCUGCCUCGCCAGGGAAGAAACCAUCCGGGAGAUGCCCCGUCCCAGCAGGCGAUGAGGCGGAGCCGGCAGAGACCUUCCCGGGAGGCUCCUCCUCUUCACGGAAGGUUGGUGGUGGAAAGAUUAAAAUCCCAGCCCGCGAGGGGUCUCGCGGCCGCCCUCCACGGAGGAACGAGCGGCUAGCCGACCGGCGCCCCUCGGGAGGGGAGGAAAAUGGCGUUAAGCCGCCGGGAGCAUCGGACGACAGGCACCGACGGAAGGAAGGGGGACCGAGAAGACUUACGAGGCCGGGAAGGAGGUGAGGUAGGCUGAGAGAGAGGUGACUGGCCCAAAGUUGCCCAGCUGGCUUUUUUGCUGAGGCAACUGCUUGGGGCGGACGGUGAUACACCGGCGCAGCAACCGUCCGCACACACACACGGACCCGUUAGAAGGAGCCUUUCAGAGGCGCGAGGCUGGUCUCUACACAUGACGUCAGUAAGCACGAGCUAAGCAACCCAAGAACCAGAACCGAGCAAGAGAUGUUCUUAGCUGAUCCACCAUCUACCUGCCUUUCCCCUACAGUGUAUUAUAUGAUUUGUGAAGCCGGAUUUGAGAGGAAAUCAAGCUGUGCUCUCAAUAGUUUUAUAUGCGACACUGGUGAAAUAAAUUGGGAAUUCAUCACAAAACAUGUACAAUAUGGAGAGCAAGACUCAACAUUGGAUUAUAUCAAGAGUGUGAGAUCUUUAGGUCCUUUAUGUGAAUCUAUUCAUUUGCAUUUGAAAUCACUUACAGUGGAGCAAUUUGAAAACCAGUUUGUGGUAUGGCUUCAAUGGACAAACUGCCCAGAGAUAUUUCUGGAAAUGUUCGAUACCAUAAAGAAUCCACAUGGUGCAGCAGUUGCACUCAGUUUAAUGAAGCUUACAUCAUGUUUGGAAAGAGCCUUGGGUGAUGUAUUCUUACUAAUUGGGAAAAAUUGUCCUUUUCUUCUAAGAGAUUUGCUUGCAUCUCAGGAACUUGUUUCUAUCUUUGGGCAACCAGUGAUGGAUGUUCUGAAGGUGUUCAUUGGGUCUCCAGAUAGUCUAAAUCUUCGUAAUAUUUUGUGGCACGGAUUUGUGUCAGCUAAAGAGAUUCCUGUCAAAUAUUUCUCCAUGCUACUUUUUUUAACAGCUGGAUUGGGGCAACUGCUUAAUACUUACUGCCUUCAGACUCACACUGUUUUAAUUCAUCGACCCUAUGUAUCUUUUACUCACUUGAAAGAGCUACAUAUAUUUCCAGAUCUGAAUCAAGAACUCUUGUCAUUGGCUGAAGAAUUAGUAACAAAAUCCAAUAUUAUACUAAAGACUAUGAUACCUUUUUGGAUUGCUGCAAUAACUUCAUUCCAGCAGGCAAGGUAUGCAGAUUGUGUCAUUUUGCUACUUCCUCAGCUGGAAGGUGGGCUUAGAGUACUCUUCACAGCAGUUAAUAAAUGUCCAAGCAGACUAAUGACAGCUGAGUCAUCUUCUCUGUAUACCACUUUUGAUGAAAUGCUAACAAAACAGCUGAAUAAUGAAGAAAUAAAUCAGCUCCCCAUAGUCCUUGGUGAACCAGCAAUGGAAUUUCUUUGGGAUUUUUUGAACCAUCAAGAAGGCCCACGUGUUAGAGACCAUCUGAGCCAUGGAGAAAUCAACUUAAAUGGCUUCCCAAGAGAAAUAGCAAAUUCCAUGCUUUCGUUUUCUAUUACACUCCUCUGCAGAUUUUCAUCGGAUGACUUUUCUUUCAUUAAGGAACACGAAUCCUUAAAACCAUUAAUGACCUGUGCAAAUAGUUACUGUACCAAGUUUCAUCCAAUAACUCAGCUUAAGAAACAGAUACUGAACUGCAUAAAAAGUGUCACCUCUUGGCCAGAUUUUCCUAUGGGGUCUGAAGAGCAAGAAAUUUCAGGGUCAGGAAAAGAUACUGCCCCCUGUAUUUUUAUGAUCAGUGAUAUUUUGUCUCAACUGCAGCGCUAUUUGUCCGUGAAUGUUACACUAUUAGGCGAUCCUGUAAACAAUCUGCUAACUGAGAAGUUGCUGACCGAACUUUGUGGCAGGCACAUUCAUACUCUUUUCUCUCCACGAAUUAUCCUGGAAACCAUUGUGGUGCUUCGCCAGAUAAGCACCCAUUGCCAUCAUGUGUCACGUCAAGUCAUUUCAGUUUGUGAAACCAGAUAUGAACAGUGGAUAAAUAAGUCACUGAGGUCGCGCCAACGACUUAACUUUCUACGCAUGAGAAAAAGUAUCAAAUUUCUGUCCCCAGUUUUGCAACUAGUUUUAAUCUUGAUUACCAUGGAGCUAGCGAACAUUCAUAUGAUUUGCAGAAAAAAUACUUUUGAAUGUCAACAGUACUUAAAGUUUCUCAAACUGAUUUUGCAGUAUGUUGAGAACUUGGUGACUUACACAAGUCCAGAAAAAAAUAAAUGGGAUGAAACCAUAGUGCUUACACAUAAAUCAUUGAUAAAAAUCAGAACCUUUCUAGAAAAGGAAUUGAUGCUUGUACAGUUGGCUGAAACAAAGAAAGUAGUUAGUCCUCAUCACAAUUCUAUAGGCUUAACCUAAACAGGCAGUUAUCCUUUCUCCCCAAUUCAUACAGAUCAACAUUUGCAAAAACUAUGUGCAUAUGUCCUUCAAAGCAGUGAUGUGUGAUUGUGAGUAUGAAAGAGAUUUUCUGAGCAAAAAAAUAAAAUUUAUGGCAAAGCCACUGUUAUCUGUUGUGGAUGGGUGUAUUGGUUGAUGGGUUGAUUGAUGGAUCGAUGGAUAAAGGAAUAUCACAUUGAUAUUAUUGCUGCUAUUAAAUAUAAUUUUAUUUUUUUUACUAAAGUAUAUUAAAUACAGCAGUAUAGAAAUGUUUUAGUAAAAUAUACUGAUUUGUAACUUAUUUUUUAAAUUUUCUCUGAUUAAGGUGAAUAAACUACAGUCCUUCGGGAGAAGGGCGGUAUAGAAAUCAAAUAAAUAAUAAAUAAAUAAAUAAAUAAACUGGGAGACAUGAGUUAUAAUUAUAGAUUGAAAAUGUUAUUGCCUACUCAUGAACUCAUUCUGAAUUCAAAUUAAUAUUUAAUUAUCAUUAUAUUAUAUAAUUGUCAUUUAUAUCAUAUCUAAAUUAUGUUUUGACUAGUGAGAAUUGUACUAUGCAUGUGCAUAGAACAUAGUACACCUCACAAUUCUUUUACACCAGUCUUUGGAAUUCCUUUCCUGACUAGUGCCUCUUGCACAGCCUUCUUUUAUGGCUGCAUUGCUUAGUGAUGGAAAUUCUGGUCUCAAUUGCCCUUGUAAGUUGAGGACUAGCUGUACUGCAUUAAAAACAAAAAAGCCUACAGUAGCAUGUCAGUUAACUUCUUACCAGGAAACUAAACACAAGGUGGCAGUGUAGGACAACAUGUACUCCCUUUAUGGACAACAUAAAGGAAAAUAAAAAGCACAAGAGUAAAAAGUUAGAAACCAUAUUACCUUCAUUGGACUCAGGGAAAAUGUAGCUUUCUAAAUAAGGGAAUAUUAAAAGAGCAGAACUAAACAUUCUUCAGUCAAAUGCAUUCUUCCUAGUCUUAAAUAUGCUGGGAAUCCAUCAUUCAAAUAAUGCAAACUCUUUCUCUGCCAAAAACCAUAUCAUUCCCAUUACUCAUUCCAUCAACCCUCAAAACUGGUUGCAGUAACUUUUUCUCCCCCCUUCAUUUUUUCCCCCUGGUUUAGAAAAUAUACC
Molecule: messenger RNA, 5911 nt
Organism: Ahaetulla prasina
Lineage: Eukaryota; Metazoa; Chordata; Lepidosauria; Squamata; Colubridae
Gene: ERMARD
Product: ER membrane associated RNA degradation
Exons: 20
Coding region: 2740-4773 (677 amino acids)
Source: RefSeq, a predicted model, not a curated record